Cuscuta epithymum is the source of this 2273-nucleotide messenger RNA. Lineage: Eukaryota; Viridiplantae; Streptophyta; Magnoliopsida; Solanales; Convolvulaceae. The record is from the annotation of a GenBank genome assembly.
UAAAUAUAUGAUCUUUGAGCCGCCUCGAUCCUCCUCCUCGCUCAGUUGAGUGAGUCAUUCUAGGUGACGGAGCACUGGUUCUUGGGCGGGUGAAGCAAGGCAGAUGGAAGAGGAGCUGAACAGCCAUCCCUCCGAUGGACAAACGCGAAAUCCGGCGGCUUAUCCUAGCGGCGUCGGGCUUGGUGAAGGAGCUGAGGCUGAGCUGUUGGUGAAGGAAGCCAAGCCAGAGAAGGAAGAAGAGAAACGAAGAAAGUGAGCUUUCCAUUCACUAAUUAAAAUCAGUUCCCACACCGACCAAGCCAGAGAAGGAAGAAGAGAAACGAAGAAAGUGAUUAUGUCGUUCUUAUGCUGAAGUUCGCUGGUGAGUGGAAAACAAUUGCUAGAUUUGUGUUUUGACGUAGCACAGCUGCUCAAACGUUGAUAAAUUUGAAGCUUUUACUUGCAGGAAAAACGCAGUGUGGAGAUGUUGGAUUGCCCCAGCCCCAUAGGAGUACGCUUUGCUAGAAGACGGUCUUACCCUAGCGGAUUGCAAUAUUCAGAAAGCCUUCAUUUUCACUUCUUUGGUGAUAUAACCUAUUUGCAACUAUGCUUGCGGGCUGCGGCUUGACUCUUUAUGAGGACAUUCUUAGCUGCUGCCAAAUGUGAGACUACUUGGGAUGCUUGUACUUCAGCUAGAAGAGCAAUUCAGAACCCUCUCGAGCAGUUCUUUGAAGCUCAUAGAAGUGUGGAGGAUGAUAAACCUGUUGUGUAUGGUCGGAGCUGGAAGGCAUCUGAGCUUCGUCUCAAGUCCUGGGAUGAUCUUCACAAACUAUGGUAUGUACUUCUCAAGGCUCAACGUCAAAUGCUUAAUGCUCAAAACUUGAGAUUUCCAAAUCCAGAAUGUAUCUCCAAGGUAAGAAAGUCUAAAUGCCGAAUCAAACACGUGCUCACAGAGAGGGCGAUCGAUGAGCCAGAUCCUAUGAGGUGUAGUGAGAUGAAAAGAAUGAUAAAUGCCGUAUGAGAAGAAUGAUAGUUGUGUUAAAAGGAAUGAAUGAGAGAUGCUGUCAUUUGAUCCAGUGGCAGAUGGACAGGUGAUUAUGUCGUUCUUAUGCUGAAGUUCGCUGGUGAGUGGAAAACAAUUGCUAGAUUUGUGUUUUGACGUAGCACAGCUGCUCAAACGUUGAUAAAUUUGAAGCUUUUACUUGCAGGAAAAACGCAGUGUGGAGAUGUUGGAUUGCCCCAGCCCCAUAGGAGUACGCUUUGCUAGAAGACGGUCUUACCCUAGCGGAUUGCAAUAUUCAGAAAGCCUUCAUUUUCACUUCUUUGGUGAUAUAACCUAUUUGCAACUAUGCUUGCGGGCUGCGGCUUGACUCUUUAUGAGGACAUUCUUAGCUGCUGCCAAAUGUGAGACUACUUGGGAUGCUUGUACUUCAGCUAGAAGAGCAAUUCAUAACCCUCUCGAGCAGUUCUUUGAAGCUCAUAGAAGUGUGGAGGAUGAUAAACCUGUUGUGUAUGGUCGGAGCUGGAAGGCAUCUGAGCUUCGUCUCAAGUCCUGGGAUGAUCUUCACAAACUAUGGCACCCUUUUUAAACUAGAAAUUGCUCUGUCAAAGGAAAUAAGAACACUGGCAGCUGAAGCUUUUCUUAAUGCCAGCUGGUACCAAGGGCCAACUUCAGCAAUUCUAAACCUCAGAGGAGAGUGGAAUCGAGGGGAAUCCGGGGAAGAGAAGAAGAAAGGGGAAACGGGAAAGGAAGGGAGAGAGUUCUUUUUUGCCUCAAGACUUCUACUUUUAUGGUCAUUUGCUUUGAAGAUAAGGAUUGGAAGGAUAUCCAAGUUCUUUUUUGCUCAGGUAUUAUUUUGAACUGGUGAGUGGAAAACGAUUGCUAGGGUUGCAUUUUGACGUAGCUCAGCUGCUCAAGCGUUGAUAAAUGUGGUUCUAUGGGGGUAUACUGUAUAUUACAAAUGAGUGGGAAUGGGGCACACAGACUGAAGUUCAAAGCUUCACCACAAUUAAGGAAGCUGUUUCCUUAUUUCUAUUAGGAGCAGCGGAGGAGAAGAAAGGGGGAAAGGCAAACGGGUACAAGUGAAAGAGUAGAGAGAAGGAACAGGAAAGAAAGAGGAAGCAGAAAGGGAAAGUUAUUGAAUUCAUAAUAUACAAGGGUUUUAUUAUUCUCCAAGUUCGUUUCUUGCUUUGAAGAUAAGUCUUGCCUCCAGUUACAUUGACGUAUGUUUCAUCAAAACUCCAAAGGAAAUAAGAACACUGGCGGCUGAAGCUUUUCUUAAUGCCAGCUGAAA